AUGGCUGAUAAAGAAGUGGAAUCUCCAACUGGAAGCAGAAAGUUUGACAGUUCCCCGCCCUCUUCUCUGGACAGUAAAACCGUGAACAAUGUGCAUCCAAACGCUUCCUCUAAAGAACCUUUGCAGUCGAACUCUGUACUUCCAAGGAAAUCGCUAAAAGACCAGAAAAAGGAACGCCUCAAGUUCAUCCUUGGAGCCUCGGAGGACAACUCAUCAGAUGACGAACUUCUCGUCACAAAACCACCAAGCUGCACCCCAUCCACCUCUACCUCCACUCCCAUCAUCUAUCCUCAAAAUGCUGAAAUUCAACAUUCUACCGGCAUGAAACCGAGCAUGUCCGGUCUUCAUUUAGUAAAAAAAGGCAGAGAACAACGAAAAAUGGACCCACCAAGAGAUGUUACUGUGGCCUCCCCAGCAGAGUUUGUCACCCGCUUUGGUGGUCGCCAUGUCAUAGAGAAAGUUCUGAUAGCCAACAAUGGUAUCGCAGCAGUGAAAUGUAUGCGAUCCAUUCGACGCUGGUCCUAUGAAAUGUUUCGUAAUGAGAGAAUCAUUCGUUUUGUAGUCAUGGUAACUCCUGAAGACCUGAAAGCCAAUGCAGAAUACAUCAAGAUGGCUGAUCAUUAUGUGCCUGUUCCUGGUGGGGCCAACAAUAACAACUACGCAAAUGUAGAGCUAAUUGUAGACAUAGCAAAAAGAAUUCCAGUGCAGGCUGUCUGGGCUGGUUGGGGUCAUGCUUCUGAAAACCCUAAACUUCCUGAACUGUUGAACAAAGCUGGGAUUUCCUUCUUGGGGCCAUCCAGUAAGGCCAUGUGGGCCCUUGGUGAUAAAGUGGCUUCAUCUAUUGUGGCACAGAGUGCCGACAUUCCCACUCUGCCGUGGAGUGGAUCAGGCCUGAGAGUGGACUGGGAUGAAAAGGAUCAGCAGCUCCAUGAUAUUGUGACCGUUCCAUCAAAUAUAUAUACACAUGGCUGUAUUCAUGAUAUUGAGGAUGGACUAGCUGGAGCUGAAAGGAUUGGAUAUCCGGUUGUAAUUAAAGCCUCAGAGGGUGGAGGUGGAAAGGGUAUUCGUAAAGUAGAAUGUGCUGAUGAUUUUCCAAGUUCGUUCAGACAGGUUCAGACAGAAGUUCCUGGAUCGCCUAUUUUCAUAAUGCAAUUGGCCCAGCAUGCAAGACAUCUAGAGGUUCAGAUACUUGCUGAUGAAUAUGGAAAUGCCAUCUCUUUGUUUGGACGAGACUGUUCCAUACAAAGAAGGCAUCAGAAGAUCAUAGAGGAAGCUCCCGCAACUAUUGCUCUUCCAUCUACAUUAGAGCAAAUGGAAAAGUAUGCUGUGAGAUUGGCCAAGAUGGUGGGUUAUGUCAGCGCUGGGACUGUGGAAUAUCUCUUCUCCGAAGAUGGAAGUUUCCAUUUUUUGGAGCUGAAUCCACGUCUACAGGUUGAACAUCCGUGUACAGAGAUGAUUGGAGAUGUCAAUUUACCAGCCGCUCAGCUUCAAAUUGCCAUGGGCAUUCCUCUUUAUAGAAUAAAGGAUAUACGUUUGCUCUAUAAAAAUGAUCCAUGGGGAGACUCUAUCAUUGACUUUGAAAAUCCAGACUGUAUACCAACACCAAGAGGCCACGUCAUUGCGGCACGGAUAACAAGUGAAAAUCCAGAUGAGGGUUUUAAGCCCAGCUCUGGCACAGUACAAGAAUUAAACUUUCGCAGCAGUAAAAAUGUCUGGGGUUAUUUUAGUGUCGGUGCAGCUGGUGGAUUACAUGAAUUUGCAGACUCUCAGUUCGGUCACUGUUUCUCUUGGGGGGAAAAUCGUGAGGAAGCAAUUUCAAACAUGGUGGUGGCUUUGAAGGAACUAUCCAUCCGAGGGGACUUUCGGACAACUGUUGAAUAUCUUAUCAAAUUAUUGGAGACCGAAAGCUUCAGAAACAAUGAAACUGACACUGGUUGGCUUGAUCAUCUCAUUUCAGAAAAAGUCCAGGCUGAGAGACCUGAUACCAUAUUAGGAAUUAUAUGUGGAGCUUUGCAUGUCGCUGAUGCUAGCUUCAGGAAGAGUAUGUCAGAGUUUUUGCAUUCACUUGAAAGAGGCCAAGUGCUACCUGCAGCAAGUUUACUCAACUCUGUCAAUGUUGAGCUCAUUUAUGAAGGAAUCAAAUACUGUCUGAAGGUGGCUCGGCAGUCCACAAACACUUAUGUCAUCAUCAUGAAUGGCUCAGACAUCGAGAUUGAUGUACAUAGACUUAGUGAUGGUGGCCUUCUUCUUUCUUAUGAUGGCAGUAGUCAUACCACUUACAUGAAGGAGGAAGUGGACAGUUACCGUAUAAUCGUGGGCAACAAGACCUGUGUAUUUGAAAAGGAGAAGGACCCCACUGUACUAAGGUCUCCAUCUGCUGGAAAACUGCUGCAGUAUGUUGUUGAGGAUGGAAGCCAUAUACAUGCUGGAGAGACCUAUGCAGAGAUUGAAGUUAUGAAAAUGGUUAUGACUUUGACAGUGCAACAGGCUGGUUGCAUUCAUUUUGUAAAGAGACCAGGAGCUGUCCUUGAAACUGGUUGUGUCGUUGCCCACAUGGACCUGGAUGAUCCCAGCAGUAUACUUAGGGUUGAACUCAAUACCUCUGUCCUUCCACCCCAACAACCACUGCCUGUCGUAGGGGAAAAGCUUCACCAGGUGUUCCAUACUGUGCUGGAGAACUUGAUUAAAGUCAUGGACGGGUAUUGUCUUGACGAACCAUACUUUAGCAACAAGCUAAAACAUUGGGUAGCGACCCUCAUGAAAGCGCUUCGAGACCCCUCAUUGCCUUUGCUGGAGCUGCAGGAGAUCAUGACGAGCGUGUCGGGACGUAUUCCUCAGAGUGUGGAGAAAGAUAUCCGUAAAGUCAUGGCCCAGUAUGCCAGCAACAUUACUUCAGUUCUUUGCCAGUUUCCAAGCCAAAAGAUUGCAAAUGGUCUAGACUGUCACGCAGCAACUCUGCAGAGGAAGGCAGACAGAGAGGUUUUCUUCAUGAACACUCAGAGUAUUGUGCAGUUGGUGCAAAGGUAUCGAAGUGGAAUCCGGGGUUAUAUGAAAGCUGUAGUUCUGGACUUGUUAAAGCGAUACUUGGAAGUAGAGAUGCAGUUUCAGCAAGCCCACUACGACAAGUGUGUCAUUAAUCUAAGGGAGCAUUACAAGCCUGACAUGACACCAGUCCUCAAUUAUAUCUUCUCUCAUGCACAAGUCUCAAAGAAGAAUGUCCUGGUCACUAUGCUCAUUGACCAAUUAUGUGGAAGAGACCCAACUCUUGCUGAUGAGUUAAUGACCAUUCUAAAUGAACUCACACAGCUAAAUAAAAUGGAGAACUCGAAGGUGGCUUUAAGGGCCAGACAGGUGUUAAUCGCCUCGCAUCUGCCAUCGUAUGAACUCAGACACAACCAGGUGGAGUCCAUAAUUCUGUCUGCUAUUGAUAUGUAUGGCCACCAGUUUUGUCCCGAGAAUUUGAAGAAGCUCAUCCUCUCAGAGACUUCAAUCUUUGAUGUUUUGCCCAACUUCUUUUAUCACACCAAUCAAGUUGUGUGCAUGGCUGCACUUGAGGUGUAUGUCCGCAGAGCCUACAUCGCCUAUGAGCUCAACAGCAUUCAGCAUCACCAGCUUCAGGAUGGGACCUGUGCAGUGGAUUUCCAGUUUAUGUUGCCAUCAUCACAUCCCAACAGAGGGAGAAGUCCUACUCUGAACAGACUUCCCAUUCCAGUGAACAAUACGGGACAGUUCAACAUGAGGCGACAAAGCAGUGAGUUGUUCUUGGAAGGAGCCCUGUCGCCGCCUUGUCAGCGCAUGGGGGCCAUGGUGGCGCUGCUGUGCUUUGACGAUUUCAAGAGAAACUUUGAUGAAAUCAUCUUGAGCUUUGCAGAUUCUUUUUUAGAAAAUGCAUCUUUCCUAGAAUCGUGUUCUAAUUUGUAUGAUGAAGAACAGAUAGAGAAUUCAAGGGAGAAUCCUAUUCACAUCAUAAAUGUGUCCUUAAAAACGGCAGACACAGAGGAUGAUGAUGUUUUGGUCACUGCUUUUUCUGAAUUUACUCAAUCGAAGAAGUCAGUUCUUUUUGAUUACGGCAUUAGAAGAAUCACCUUUUUGGUGGCUCAAAAGAGAGAAUUUCCAAAGUUCUUCACUUUCAGGGCAAGAGAUGAUUUUAUUGAGGAUCGGAUUUAUAGAAAUCUGGAACCAGCUUUAGCCUUUCAGUUGGAGCUCAACCGCAUGAAAAACUUUGACCUGAAAGCUGUUCCUUGCGAGAACCACAAAAUGCACCUGUAUCUUGGAGCGGCUCAUGCUCAGGAGGGAGCUGAAGUUACUGAUUACAGAUUUUUCAUUCGUGCAAUUAUUCGCCACUCUGAUCUAAUUACAAAGGAAGCAUCGUUUGAGUAUCUCCAAAAUGAAGGAGAGCGUCUGUUGCUGGAGGCUAUGGAUGAACUGGAAGUUGCUUUCAGCAACACUACAGUCACUGACUGUAACCACAUCUUUCUGAAUUUUGUUCCCACUGUCAUUAUGGACCCUUCCAAAAUCGAAGAGUCAGUUCGCUCCAUGGUUAUGCGCUAUGGCAGCCGCCUGUGGAAGUUGCGCGUUCUCCAGGCUGAACUUAAGAUCAACAUUCGGCAAACAAGCAACAGCCCUGCCAUCCCGAUCCGCUUGUUUUUGACUAAUGAAUCUGGCUACUAUCUAGACAUCAGUUUGUAUAAAGAAGUAAUAGAUUCAAGCACUGGGCAGAUUAUGUUUCAGUCAUAUGGUGAGAAGCCAGCUCCUCUGCAUGGCAUGCUCAUCAACACACCUUAUGUGACCAAGGACUUGCUACAGGCAAAGAGAUUUCAGGCCCAAUCUUUGGGUACUACAUAUGUCUAUGACUUUCCUGAAAUGUUCAGACAGGCAUUAUUUAACCUCUGGGGACCAAGAGACAAAGCUCCCAAAGACGUGCUCAUGUGUAUUGAGAUGGUGCUGGAUUCACAGGGGCGGUUAGUCCAGAUGAACCGACUACCUGGAGAUAAUAAAGUAGGAAUGGUUGCUUUUAAGAUGAGAAUGAAAACCCUGGAGUACCCUGAAGGUCGUGACAUUAUUGUGAUCUGUAAUGAUAUCACUCAUAUGAUUGGUUCGUUUGGACCUGAAGAGGAUGAGCUGUUCGUCAGAGCGUCUGAGCUUGCUCGAGCUGAAGGUAUUCCGCGCAUUUACAUUGCAGCUAACAGUGGUGCUCGCAUUGGCCUUGCAGAGGAGGUUAAGCACAUGUUUCAAGUGGCCUGGAUCGAUCCUGCUGAUCCUUACAAGGGGUUCAAGUAUCUUUACCUGACGCCUCAGGACUACGCACGCAUCAGCUCUACCAGUUCAGUCCACUGUCACCAUGUGGAGGAAGAGGGGGAGUCCAGGUACAUUAUCACAGAUAUCAUUGGGAAGGAUGACGGUCUUGGGGUUGAAAAUCUUCGCGGCUCUGGAACUAUUGCAGGAGAGUCAUCUCAAGCCUAUGAGGAUAUCAUUACCAUCAGCAUGGUGACAUGCCGGGCUAUUGGCAUUGGAGCCUAUUUGGUUCGCUUAGGACAGAGAGUGAUUCAGGUGGAGAACUCCCAUAUAAUUCUAACGGGUGCAAGUGCUUUGAAUAAGGUCCUUGGCAGAGAAGUCUAUGCUUCAAAUAACCAAUUGGGAGGAAUCCAGAUUAUGUACAACAAUGGAGUUACACACACCACAGUGCCAGAUGACUUUGAAGGUGUCACCACUAUACUACAGUGGCUCUCUUACAUGCCAAAGAACAAACAUUCUUCUGUGCCCGUUUUAUCGAUCAUGGACCCGGUGGACAGAGAGAUCGAAUUCACUCCCACAAAAGCACCCUAUGAUCCACGAUGGAUGUUAGCUGGAAGAACUACAGCCAAAGGUGAUUGGCAGAGUGGAUUCUUUGACCGUGGUUCAUUCAUGGAAAUCAUGAGAUCUUGGGCACAAACUGUUGUUGUCGGCAGAGCACGGUUAGGAGGAAUACCUCUUGGUGUUAUUGCUGUAGAAACCCGUACCGUUGAAUUGACAGUUCCUGCUGAUCCAGCAAAUCUGGAUUCAGAGUCUAAAGUUUUACAGCAGGCAGGACAGGUUUGGUUUCCAGACUCUGCAUUCAAAACUUCACAAGCCAUUAAUGACUUCAACCGUGAAGGACUUCCCCUCCUGAUAUUUGCUAACUGGAGAGGGUUUUCUGGGGGAAUGAAGGAUAUGUACGAUCAAGUUCUAAAGUUUGGAGCCUACAUUGUUGACGCCUUACACAAGUUCCACCAGCCAGUUUUAGUAUACAUCCCUCCCCAUGCUGAGCUGAGAGGAGGAUCAUGGGUAGUUAUUGACCCAACUAUCAACCCACUGUGUAUGGAGAUGUAUGCUGACCGAGAAAGCAGAGGUGGUGUACUUGAGGCAGAAGGAACUGUGGAAAUAAAAUUCAGAAGGAAAGAUCUACUGAAGACCAUGAGGAGAUUGGAUCCUGUUUAUGCCUGUAUUGCCCAGAACCUUUCAUCCCCAGAACUGUCAGAGAAAGAACGCAGAGAACUGGAGUUAAAACUCAAAGCUAGAGAAGAGUUCUUGAUGCCCAUCUACCACCAGGUGGCAGUGCAGUUUGUUGACCUUCAUGAUACCCCAGGCCGGAUGCAGGAAAAGGGGGUCAUCACUGAUAUUUUGGAGUGGAAGAAUGUGCGGUUGUUCUUUUACUGGCGUCUACGUCGGCUUUUGUUGGAGCAGGUGGUAAAAUGUGAGAUCCUGCAGGCCAACAAAGACCUCAGUGAUGGACACAUGCACUCGAUGCUGCGCCGGUGGUUUGUGGAGACAGAGGGAACUGUCAAGACGUAUCUCUGGGAUAAUAACCAAGCGGUUGUAGAGUGGCUUGAUACACAGUUGUCAUCAGACGAUGGUGCGCCAUCAUCCAUCCGUGAAAACAUCAAGUGUCUCAAGAGAGAAAACACUCUCAAACAUAUUCGCAGCUUGGUGGAGGCCAACCCUGACGUUGCAAUGGACUCUGUUAUCCACAUGAGUCAAAAUAUGACUCCAGCUCAAAGGGCUAAACUAUGCCAUCUGCUGGCCACGAUGGAUGACCCCAGCCCCAAUUAA
This is a messenger RNA of Knipowitschia caucasica, 7068 nucleotides long. The record is from the annotation of a GenBank genome assembly. NCBI's taxonomy places the organism in Eukaryota, Metazoa, Chordata, Actinopteri, Gobiiformes, Gobiidae.